This is a messenger RNA of Aspergillus steynii IBT 23096, 1217 nucleotides long. RefSeq lists its product as uncharacterized. Bases 253 to 873 code for a protein of 206 amino acids. The record is from RefSeq and is a predicted model, not a curated record. Lineage: Eukaryota; Fungi; Ascomycota; Eurotiomycetes; Eurotiales; Aspergillaceae. The transcript has a single exon.
CUUUGCUCCCCCAGACUCCCCUUGUCAUCGAUUCCAGCCCGUCGAUUUUAGUUCUUCUUCUGCGGUGCCACCGGCCAGAUAAAUCAGCCACCUCAUCCACCCUCGUUGCUGUAUAUCUCCAGCUGGAUCAUCGGCUGAAAAGCACAUACUUGCUCGGCAUCUUCCAGCCCUGAGAUCAACUCAACGUUUAUCCUAUCUAUUUUUAUCCUGUCACCCGGAUUCUUGGAUAUAUAAUCCUCCUCGAUCCUCACCAUGGCUCCCAAAAGACCAUCCCUCCAUCCAUUGACCACUCCCAAGACCAUGACUUUCCCAUCCGAGCUCCGAGAACGCACCUACACCACCACCCUCGAGCCCAACGAGGGAUGCAAGAAAGAGGACGAAGAUACCGAGUUCUCCAUGACGCCGCCGCCAGCCUACACGGAGUUUCUGAACACCUUCAGUCCCAUCUUCGCCAGCCCGGACACCUCCCGGGCCAACUUCUCCAAGUACAUGCUCGACAAGCCUCGUCCGUCACCUACCUCCGCUCCGUCCAGCUCCACGAGCACCACCUUCCACGGCGGCAAUCCUUCCCCGCGGACUCUCCCUCCUCCGCAUCUCUCGGUGCCCAACAGGACUCCGGAUCAUGUCCGUCGCAUGCGCCUGCCUCCGCCGUAUGGCUACACUCCGGCGUCGGAGUCCCCGCGCAGUGCGCACCCUCUGCGAUCCCCCUACACUCCGUCGGAGAUGCGCACGCACCACUUUGACUCGCCCGUCAGUGACCACGCGGGAUACUUCAGUAUCCGGCACGUGGUCACCACGACGAUCACGUACAAACGGACCCCUCAGCUUGAGGCUCCCCCGCAGGGCAAACGGAGAAGAAAUGGCGAUGAUUAGACGGGAGCUUCGUAUCUUUCGCCUCCCCCGUCUGACAAGGUCAAUGUAUGAUGGUGGUCAUCGUAUGCCGAAUACGUUGGUGUUUAGUGUCUUUGGUCCUGUUUUCCUGCCGCUGUCUUGGUAGUGAGAGUGGGCCGCAUUGGGAUUGGGUUUCUUUGCUUUCCGCUUUUUUGCUUUUGUUGUCUUUAGUUAUCACGUCAGUCAGGUUACUGGACGAUAUUCAUGCAUUGCCGUUGGGUAGUUGGUGCUCGGACUUGUUGAACGGACUGGAGUUGGGCUACUUUGUGCCUACGGCGGGACUUACGACCAUGGAUCUAUCGCAAUGAUUAAAUGAGAAUUUUUGU